Messenger RNA from Raphanus sativus (radish), 1291 nucleotides. RefSeq lists its product as uncharacterized. NCBI's taxonomy places the organism in Eukaryota, Viridiplantae, Streptophyta, Magnoliopsida, Brassicales, Brassicaceae. The record is from RefSeq and is a predicted model, not a curated record.
AGUGGCGGAGCUGUAACUGUCAUUACCGAAGAAGAAGCGUUGACUAAAGUCAAUCCGAAACAGAAAGUCUCAAAACUUUCGAAGAACUGCACAUGUCGGUGACAGAUUUCAAAGUGGUGCUAGAGACUUUGACAUUCCCUGCUGAUUCAACUCCCUUCAAGAGUUGUCAUGCCUCUACCAUCGUUGAGGUUGUCAAAGAUCAUUUCUUGGCUGCUUAUUUCGGAGGCACGUAUGAAGGAGCACCUGAUGUCAAAAUCUGGUUGCAGCAUUUCAAGGAUGGUCAAUGGGAAUCACCGGUUAUUGUGGAUGAAGAGCCAGGAGUUCCAAUGUGGAACCCUGUCUUGUUCAAGCUUCCUUCACAAGAGCUCUUAUUGUUCUACAAAAUCGGUCAGGAGGUUCAAAAAUGGAGCGGUUGCAUGAAACGAUCCUAUGACAAAGGUAAAACCUGGACUAACAGAGAACAGCUUCCUCCAGGGAUUCUCGGACCCAUUAAAAACAAGCCUAUUUUGCUUGAAGACGGGACUCUCCUCUGUGGAUCAUCCGUUGAAAGCUGGAACUCUUGGGGAGCGUGGAUGGAGGUCACUUCAGACGCAGGUAGAUCAUGGAAAAAGCAUGGCCCAAUAUACAUUCAAGGGAAGAGUCUUAGCGUGAUCCAACCGGUUCCAUACCAAACCGCAGCUGAGACAUUACGUGUUCUACUCAGAUCAUUCACCGGCAUCGACAGAGUCUGUAUCUCAGAAUCUUGCGAUGGCGGCGAGAACUGGAGUUUUGCAACUCCAACCGUUCUCCCAAACCCUAAUUCAGGUAUUGAUGGAGUCAAGCUAAAGGAUGGUAGGCUGGUGCUUGCUUACAACACAGACUCGAGAGGUGUGCUCAAAGUAGGAGUUUCUUUAGACGACGGUGAUUCUUGGACCGAUGUUUUGACGUUGGAGGAUACUCCCGGAAUGGAGUUUUCGUAUCCGGCGGUUAUACAAGCCGGAGACGGGGAUGUCCACGUCACUUAUACGUAUAACAGGACACAGAUUAAGCAUGUAGUUCUCAAGAGUGUAACAGAUAUUGACAAGCGAUACCGGAAACACGGAGAAGCUGGUGGAGGACUCGUGGGUUUGGGUUAGUAUCUGAACCGAACCAUUGAUGUGGAAUGGGACAUUAAUUCUUCUUACGGAAGAACAAAAAUUCUGUUAUUUUCUUUGAAUAAAUGUAAAAUUAGUUUUUAACUCUAAAACAUUUUUUUUACAAACUUGAUUUUGAAAACAUUGAUUGAGAAUUUGAAAGAUGCAAAUUUCUUAGU